Phyllostomus discolor (pale spear-nosed bat) is the source of this 1761-nucleotide messenger RNA. RefSeq names its product zinc finger DHHC-type palmitoyltransferase 4 (gene ZDHHC4). Gene Ontology annotation, molecular function: protein-cysteine S-palmitoyltransferase activity. The record is from RefSeq and is a predicted model, not a curated record. Lineage: Eukaryota; Metazoa; Chordata; Mammalia; Chiroptera; Phyllostomidae. The coding region runs from base 291 to 1328 and encodes 345 amino acids. Gene Ontology annotation, cellular component: endoplasmic reticulum; Golgi apparatus. Gene Ontology annotation, biological process: protein targeting to membrane; peptidyl-L-cysteine S-palmitoylation. The transcript has 8 exons.
GAACCCGACGGAAGUCAGGGGGCGCGCCCUGGAGGCGCCGCUGCGGCGCUCCGGGCUAGGGGUCGCCCUUAGAGCCAGACUCGGCCGCCUGGAGGAGCCAUGUCUCCUGCAGCCUUGGGUGGCCCCUCCUGGCCCGGGCGCCUGCCCCUGCGCAAGAGGAGAUGCCGUUGGAAUUCCCCGUGAAUGCUGGCAGGAGGAAUGUCCGAGCCGCCCGCCGAAAACUGUCCGAAAAAGAGCCAUAUGUAGGCCGGGGACCCCGAACCACGUCGUGAGAAUUGCUGCUCCCUAGGAUGGACUUCCUGGUUCUCUUCCUGUUCUACUUGGCUGCGGUGCUGGUUGGUGGCGCCACGAUCUGCGUCUGCUCCCGAACCAGUUACCUGAGAGGCCUGGUCAGGGGAGGCACACAGGUAUUUUCCUAUAUAAUUCCGGAAUGCCUUCAGAGAGCGAUGCUAAGUUUGGUCCAUUACCUCUUUCACACACGGAACUACGUCUUCGUUGUCCUGCACCUCACCUUGCAAGGGAUGGUUUAUACCGAGUACACCUGGGAAGUGUUUGGCUACUGCCGAGACCUGGGCUUCUCCUUGUGCUACCUGCUUCUGCCCUACCUGCUGCUGGUGGUGAACCUGGCGUUUUUCACCCUAAGUUCUGUGACCGACCCUGGUGCCAUAACAAAAGCAAACGAGUUACUGCUUCUUCAAGUGUACGAGUUUGAUGAGGUCAUGUUUCCGAAGGAUGCGCGGUGCCCUACGUGUGACUUACGGAAGCCAGCACGGUCCAAGCACUGCGGUGUGUGUGACCGGUGUGUGCACCGUUUCGACCACCACUGUGUGUGGGUCAACAACUGCAUCGGGGCCUGGAACGCCAGGUACUUCCUCCUCUACCUCCUGACGUUGACCGCGUCAGCGGCUGCCGUGGCUGUCGUGAGCACCACGUUGCUGGUCCGGGUGGUGGUGCUGUCCGACUUGCACCUGGAGACUCGCGUCGACGACCUUGGACAUGCCCAGGUUAUCGACAUCUUCCUGCUUGUGCAGUACCUGUUCCUGACCUUCCCGAGGAUUGUCUUCCUGCUGGGCUUUGUCGUGAUGCUGAGCUUCCUCUUGGGAGGCUUUCUGUGCUUUGCUCUGUACCUGGCCGCCACCAACCAGACUACCAACGAGUGGUACAGAGGCGACCGGGCCUGGCACCAGCGUUGCUCCCAAGUGGCGGGGGCCCCGUCAGCAGAGCCCCAGGUCUACCGGAACAUUCACUCCCACGGGCUUUGGAGCAACCUUGGAGAGAUCUUUCUGCCUGCUGCUGCUGCUGCACACUAUGAGAAAAAGAGGACAUGAGACUGGGAAGGGUGUCACUGCCUUCUAAAUACAGUGGACAUUCAUUUAUGCAUAUGGAUUCUUUCCAAGCAUUGGCAUUUCUGUUUUCUGGUCUGUGUUUAUAAUCAGCUUUCAGUGGUUAAGGGAGGGAAGUGAAAAGUAGGGUUUACUAAGUCCCUAACAGAAAUCUCCCUUGCUCACCUCCGUUCACGCAGCCCGCCGGAGUGGAGCUUCUCUGAAGUCCUGGCGACUUCUCAGAGGUCCCCGCCGACCUUGGUCUCCCACUCUGGGCUCAGCUCUCGGACAAAAGGGGCCUAGUGACUGUCACCUGGUGUGUCCCCUGGUCUCAGCGACUUGGAGUUGUGCCUGGCUGUGCCUUCUUGAUGCCCUUCCCAUAUCUCCCAGGGAAAGGCCUUGUGUUUUGUUUUUUGUUAUAUUUUCCCCACUUCCUUAA